Gadus morhua (Atlantic cod) is the source of this 3792-nucleotide messenger RNA. RefSeq names its product sema domain, immunoglobulin domain (Ig), short basic domain, secreted, (semaphorin) 3Fb (gene sema3fb). Gene Ontology annotation, biological process: axon guidance; negative chemotaxis; positive regulation of cell migration. Gene Ontology annotation, molecular function: semaphorin receptor binding; chemorepellent activity. The transcript has 19 exons. Gene Ontology annotation, cellular component: plasma membrane. The coding region runs from base 646 to 3108 and encodes 820 amino acids. The record is from RefSeq and is a predicted model, not a curated record. NCBI's taxonomy places the organism in Eukaryota, Metazoa, Chordata, Actinopteri, Gadiformes, Gadidae.
GCUCUUUUUAAUUUAGAGAGACUACAUAGCUAGAGAACAUCUGAUACAGAAAACAUUUCAUAGAAUACCUUGUAGUGCUUUGGCCCGAGAGCUCUUUUCUUAUAGGCGGGAUGAAUGGGCGGUGUCCACCGUGUCCUACCGCCCGCCCCGUGGGUGUGUUUAAGGCGAAUGUCCGCAUCCACCUGCUCGGGUGCUGCUCUCCCACAGUCUGAAACGCUCAACUUUCAGGAGUGCCUCGCAGCGUGCCGUUGGACACACUUUCCCCCACAAUAAGGAAUAUUUGUUGUAUCUCCCUUUUGGAAGCGCAGUUCCGUUGACAAUGACAUUUUUCUUUCCCUAAGCUCUUGCUCAGAAUUUAUCAAGAAAAUUGUAAUCAUUUUGGAGUGUUUUCUUUUUUCAUGUUCUGUUGAGUGCUCUCUGAGAGUCAUACGCACGUUGCUCUCAGGUGAAAAGGCUAUCGCUUCUGACUGUCCACCAACAGCAUCGGGAUUUAAUGUUUUAAAUCGGGAGAAGAAAGUAGACGAGUGUUUUGGAAUUUGGUUAUUCAAUGACUUAUAUUAUUGGAUUUCAAGUUAUUUUCGGAGAGCUGUUGUAACAACCAGGGAUUCUGUCACCGUUCCUGGGCUUGCCCGAGGUGGUUUGACCAUGCAGCUGGACGCUCUGCGGACCGUCCAGAUCCUCCUGGCGCUGGCCGGCUUCGCUCUGGGGAAUCAGCUCAUCAUCGACCCGCUAGCCGCACCUCGCGUUACCAUCUCCUUCAAAGAGUUGACGGCCACUGGCACUGCCCAACAUUUCGCCUACCUCCUGAACACCUCGGACUACCGGAUCCUGCGCAUGGAUGAGGACCACGACCGCAUGUACGUGGGCAGCAAGGACCACAUCCUGUCCCUGGACCUGCACGACAUCAACAAGGCGCCGCUCAUUAUCCACUGGCCAGUGUCCCAACAAAGAAGAACAGAAUGCAUUCUCAGUGGGAAGGACACUAACGGAGAGUGCGGUAACUUCAUCCGUCUGAUCGAGCCGUGGAACCGCACCCACCUGUACGUGUGCGGGACCGGAGCGUACAACCCGGUGUGCACCUACGUCAACCGCGGACGCAAACCUCAGAACGCCAUGCAUCUGCAGAUGCCCCAGGCCGGAGGCAGGAAUAGCCGCUCAGCCGAGGCCACCGCGGUGCAUGAGACACUGGGACUGAAGGAAUACAUCUUCCAAUUGGAGCCCGGCAAAGUGGAUUCUGGGAAGGGAAAGUGUUCCUAUGACCCCAAGCUCAACAGCGUGUCAGCUUUGAUCAAUGGUGAACUCUAUGCCGGCGUUUACAUUGACUUCAUGGGAACAGACUCGGCCAUCUUCCGUACCCUGGGCAAGCAGACAGCGAUGCGUACUGACCAGUACAACUCAAGAUGGUUGAAUGACCCCUCGUUCGUCCGUGUGCAGCUUAUCCCUGACAGCGCGGAGAGGAACGACGACAAGCUCUACUUUUUCUUCCGGGAGAAGUCUUCUGAGAUGGGUCAGAGUCCUGUGACCCAGUCCCGCAUUGGACGCAUCUGCCUGAACGACGACGGGGGCCACUGCUGCCUGGUGAACAAGUGGAGCACCUUCCUCAAGGCCCGGCUCAUCUGCUCGGUGCCUGGGGCCGACGGGAUGGAGACGCACUUUGACGAACUACGCGAUGUGUACAUUCAGCCAACACAGGACACCAAGAACCCCGUCAUUUAUGGGGUCUUCUCCGUGUCCGGCUCGGUGUUCAAGGGCUCGGCGGUCUGCGUCUACUCCAUGGCUGACAUCCGCAUGGUCUUCAACGGACCCUUCGCCCACAAGGAGGGACCCAACUACCAGUGGGUGGCCUACAACGGGAAGAUCCCCUACCCUCGGCCGGGCACGUGCCCCGGAGGAACGUUCACCCCCAACAUGAAGUCCACCAAGGACUACCCGGACGAGGUCAUCAACUUCAUGAGGAACCACCCCACCAUGUACAACGCCGUGUACCCGCUCCACAAGCGCCCCCUGGUGGUGCGCACCAACGUGGACUACGAGUUCACCACCAUCACCGUGGACCAGGUGACCGCAGCCGACGGCAACUACGAGGUGCUCUUCCUGGGAACCGACAAGGGGACGGUUCAGAAGGUGAUAGUCCUGCCCAGGGAUGACCAGAUGACUGAGGAGCUGGUCCUGGAGGAGGUGGAGGUGUUUAAGGUCCCCACGCCGAUCACUACGAUGAAGAUAUCAUCCAAGAGGCAACAGCUGUACGUGUCGUCGGUGGAGGGCGUGACCCACCUGGCGCUGCACCGCUGCGACGUGUACGGGGAGGCCUGUGCCGACUGCUGCCUGGCCCGGGACCCCUACUGCGCCUGGGACGGCAAGUCCUGCUCCCGCUACUCCGCCUCGCAGAAGAGGUCUGACCCCUCCAGACGGAGCCGUCGGCAGGAUGUCAAGUACGGGAACCCCAUCCGCCAGUGUCGCGGCUUCAACUCCAACGUGAAUAAGAACACGCUGGAGAUGGUGCAGUACGGGGUGGAGGGCAGCAGCACCUUCCUGGAGUGCCAGGCGCGCUCCCCGCACGCCCUGGUCAAGUGGCACCUGCAGAGGGACAACAGCGACCGCAGGAAAGAGAUGCGCUCCGACGGGAGGAUCCUGAAGACGGAGCAGGGCCUGCUGCUGCGCUCCCUGCAGCCGUCCGACUCGGGCAUGUACCAGUGCACCGGCACCGAGAAGAACUUCAAGCACACGCUGGUGAAGAUGCAGCUGGUGGUGCUGUCGGGGCGGGCGGUGAACAACGUCCUGGUGGAGGGCGGGGGCGGCGCCGGGGGGGGCCCGGGGACGGCGCUCAUGUCCCCCAACGUGGGCCCCAACGCGGGCCAGUACAAGGACCUGCUGACCAUCCUGAGCCAGCCGGAGAUGGGCCUGAUCAACCAGUACUGCCAGGACUACUGGCAGCUGGGGGACCCGCUGCUGGGAUCGCUCAAGGCCAAGGACCUGAAGGAGCUCAAGGAGCAGAAGAAGCCCCGCAACCGCCGGCACCACCGCGCCCAGGAGCAGCGGGCGGGGGGGGGGCAGGAGGAGGAGGAGGGGGGGGAGGAGGAGGACGGGGGCGGGGCGGUGGAGACAUGAGGAGGCCUUUCCCUUCUCCUCCCUACAUGUGAAUCCCAACCUGUCCCCGCCCCCUUGACCCCCAUCACACACCCUCCCCCCCAGCCCGACCCAACCUGUAUAAAAGCAACAGACUCGAUGACAUUAGCAACGUGAAAAAAUAAGAGAUCAACUCGACACACCUGGAGAAAAAGAGAAACAGGAAAAAGAAGCGUAGGAAUAGAAUCCCACAGCAACGCAUCCCCGUCAACAGUAAGAUAUAUGAUACACAGUAUUUAUUGUAGGUUGUAUAUAGUAUCAUUCUGUGGAUUUUCUUUGUACUUAUAGAAAAAAAAAUACAUGCUCUUUAUGUAUAGUACCUUUUGGGGGCAAAUAUUAUUGUUAUUGUUGACGUUAAUUAUAUUGUUGCUGUUACUGUCAUCCGAAACAUCCCCUGCCUUCACUCACAUCACGGACGAUGGUGGCUUUUUUUUUGUAAAUGGGCUGUCUGGUCUGUGGACCGUUGUGAGUGUACGACAACGAGAAGUCUCUAAGUAUUGUGGGAACUGAACCUGGAGAGUCUGGGGUCGGCAGCUGGGAGCUCUCUCUCGCUCUCUCUCCCUCUUUCUCUCUCCCUCUCUCUAAUUCUCUCUCUCUAUCUCUCUAUCUCUCUCUCUCGCUCUCUCUCCCUCUAUCUCUCUCUCUUGCUCUCUCUCACUCUCUCUC